This is a messenger RNA of Coregonus clupeaformis (lake whitefish), 2386 nucleotides long. Its product is annotated as retinoic acid receptor RXR-alpha-B. NCBI's taxonomy places the organism in Eukaryota, Metazoa, Chordata, Actinopteri, Salmoniformes, Salmonidae. The record is from RefSeq and is a predicted model, not a curated record. Gene Ontology annotation, molecular function: nuclear steroid receptor activity; zinc ion binding; nuclear receptor activity. The transcript has 11 exons. Gene Ontology annotation, cellular component: RNA polymerase II transcription regulator complex; nucleus. Bases 144 to 1628 code for a protein of 494 amino acids. Gene Ontology annotation, biological process: positive regulation of transcription by RNA polymerase II; retinoic acid receptor signaling pathway; response to retinoic acid.
CUGAUUUCACGAAGUCGGCGGUGACAUCGCUGGAUUUCGACCAAGGCUAGACUGUCACUUUCACUGUCUAGAUCAUACGUUUGGUUUCUUGAUCUGUGAUAGGCUGAUAUUGCUGUUGGGAAGAUCCGCUGGUAUGAGCUAACAUGGAUACCAAACCUUUCCUUUCUUUUGGCUUCCUCAAGAGCCAGUGCUCGGUGGCCCCGCCUCCUCAGCGAUGGCACCCGGGGGAGGCGGGCAGCUUGCCCACAGCAUGCUCGUGCUUCACAGGCAUUUGCCUGCUUCACCAGCACAGGAGACCCAUAGACCCCUCCGGUCAGCUGUCCUCACCAUCGCUCCGCUCACACCACGUCCAUAGGGGAAUGGGUGCUCACCCCCUGCACCCAUCUCUGCUCAUCCCGUCCUCGGUGAGCUACUCAGGCCCUCCACACUCCGUCAGCAGCCGCCCAGCGGGACACCACUCUACCUCCUCCAACAUGGGUUUCAGCCCACAGCUCAGCUUCCCAGUGAUCUCCAGUAACAGCAGCAUUAGCAGCACAGAGGACAUCAAACCCCCACUGGGCCAUAACAGAGUGCUAAAGGUUCCUGCUCAGCCCACAGGCACCUGUCUCUCCCUUAACAAACACAUCUGUGCCAUCUGUGGAGACCGCGCCUCAGGUAAACACUAUGGAGUAUAUAGCUGUGAAGGUUGCAAGGGCUUCUUCAAGAGAACAGUGAGGAAGGAGCUGACGUAUACCUGUCGAGACAACAAGGACUGUCUGAUUGACAAGCGCCAGCGCAACCGCUGCCAGUACUGCCGAUACCAGAAGUGUCUGGCCAUUGGCAUGAAGAGAGAAGCUGUGCAGGAGGAGCGCCAGCGAGCCAAGGAGAGGAGCGAGAGCGAGGCGGACUCGUUAGGUUGUGCUAACGAGGACAUGCCUGUGGAGAGGAUUGAGGAGGCGGAGCUCGCUGUGGAGCCAAAGACCAACACAUACAUUGAGGGGAGCCUGGGCCUGCCCACCAACUCACCCAACGACCCUGUGACCAAUAUAUGCCAGGCAACAGACAAGCAGCUCUUUUCCUUGGUGGAGUGGGCCAAGAUGAUCCCCCACUUCUCAGAGCUGGCCCUGAAUGACCAGGUCAUCCUCCUAAGAGCAGGGUGGAAUGAGCUCCUCAUAGCCUCUUUCUCCCAUCGCUCCAUCACUGUGAACGACAGCAUUCUGCUGGCCACCGGCCUCCACGUGCAUCGGAACAGCGCCCACAGUGCAGGAGUGGGGGCCAUCUUUGACAGAGUGCUGACUGAGCUGGUGUGUAAAAUGCGAGACAUGCAGAUGGACAGGUCUGAGUUAGGGUGCCUUCGAGCCAUCAUUCUCUUCAACCCAGACUCCAAAGGCUUGUCAAACCCAGGGGAGGUUGAGGCACUCAGAGAAGGGGUGUAUGCUUCACUGGAGGCAUACUGUAAACACAAAUACCCCGACCAACCAGGAAGAUUUGCCAAACUGUUACUUCGAUUGCCAGCCCUACGUUCCAUUGGCCUCAAGUUUCUGGAGCACCUGUUCUUCUUCAAACUGAUAGGGGAUACACCCGUUGACACAUUCCUCAUGGAAAUGUUGGAAGCUCCACACCAAAUGACAAAACAGCACUGCAGUUAAAGACUGUCUGUCCGCUACUUGCCUCAAAAGGAAGAGAGCUGGUGAUUUGCCUGAUUGACAGACUCAGUUUGAACACAAGAACUGGUGGACAGCAAAUCUUUGGCUUUGUUUAAUGUACAGUAGGUGUAUUUAUCAUAGUUUUGUGUCAGAGAGAAAUGUCUUGAAGGUAAGGGCCAGAGUCUGCAACAACUCAAAGCAUGAGAUCUUUUUCACAAUGAAUGAUAAUGUCUUCACUCUUCCGAUUCAACACUGAACAUUGUCAUAAUUGGUCGCUACUCCGUGCCACAAACCAGAGGCCUCUCACCUCAGCAUCAUCCUGCCUUAGACAGGUCUACCUCUUGUAGUCAUUCUCAUAUUCUGUCAUAAUAACAACAUGGUCUGGCCAAACUGUUGUCUAGGAUGAUCUCCUGUUAUACAUGUAAACCUCACCUCAGUCUCUCGCAGUUGGUCUUCUUCUCCUCCUCAAUGAAAAUGUUCUCAUGUGACUAUAUACGGCAGACAAGAAGGUCAUGCAUUUUUAACUGGAACCCCUGGAAAAGGGUUCAAUUAACUUCAGCUCAAAACCAGGGGUCAUUUUCCUACUCCUAGCACUUAACUUUGAUCUUUGUCAAGCAGAGGAUGGCUCGAGUCAGUAGCCCACUGUGAGGACAGAGGAGGCUGAUCUGAGGAGCUUUAGGAGGACUGGCUCAUUGUAAUGGCUGGAAUGGAAUAAAUGGAACGGUAUCAAACACAUCAACCAUAUGGAAACCUCAUGUUUG